Molecule: messenger RNA, 1542 nt
Organism: Sinocyclocheilus rhinocerous
Lineage: Eukaryota; Metazoa; Chordata; Actinopteri; Cypriniformes; Cyprinidae
Gene: hoxa10b
Product: homeobox A10b
Exons: 2
Coding region: 1-1041 (346 amino acids)
Biological process (GO): regulation of transcription by RNA polymerase II
Cellular component (GO): nucleus
Molecular function (GO): RNA polymerase II cis-regulatory region sequence-specific DNA binding; DNA-binding transcription factor activity, RNA polymerase II-specific
Source: RefSeq, a predicted model, not a curated record
AUGUCAUCCAGAAAGGGCAAUCUUCUUCCACCGUCAUAUUAUACCACAAAGAUGUCAUGCUCCGAUAGUCCAUCUGGAAAUUCGUUUCUGGUAGACUCCUUGAUCCACGGAAGGGCCGAGGGAAGUGGACACUAUUACCAAAACAGCGGAGUCUACUUGCAGCCGACCUCCGAGUAUUCUUAUGGACUGUCUAACUGUGGCUAUUUUUCUGGACUCAAACGGAACGAGAGCAAUUCGCAAAAUGUAGUCCCUACGUGUGGGCCAUAUCAAGGCAUGGAAACAUGGCUGGAGACGUCGAGGUCCUGUCGCACUGAACAGCCUAACAACCAAAUUACCCCACGGUCGUUCUCGCCCACCAUAAAAGAGGAAAACUCUUACUGCUUAUACGAGUCUGAGAAGUGUCCAAAAGACACCAUUACAGAGGACAUAUCGUACUCCCGGCUGACACCAAACUCGUGUCCAUCUAGCAACAAUAACGGCUGUGUUCCGGUACCUGGUUACUUCCGUCUAUCUCAGACAUGCACCACAUCUGAAGGUUUUCCAGACAACCAGUCUGUACCGACUCAUGCUGCUGCUCAACGCUCUACCCGAUUUGACAGCUCUCUUUCAGCCAUAGGAGCAGAAGCGAGCAGGGAAGAGAGCGACGAGCCUCCCACAUGCGCACCAUGUGCCCCGGCAAGAAACAAGGAGCUAAGGGGGUCCACUGGCACCGCUUCAUCUCCAGAACCACCGGACAGUCCGGAGAAGGCGGUCACUGUUACUAAAGGAGAUUCCAAAAGUGACAAUACAGUUAACUGGCUGACGGCGAAGAGUGGUCGUAAGAAGCGUUGCCCCUACACCAAACAUCAGACUCUAGAGCUAGAGAAAGAGUUCCUCUUCAACAUGUACUUGACACGAGAGCGUCGCCUCGAGAUCAGCCACAGCGUUCACCUCACGGACAGACAAGUCAAAAUCUGGUUUCAGAACCGACGGAUGAAGCUGAAGAAGAUGAGUCGAGAAAACCGAAUCCGAGAGUUGUCGGCCAACUUCAGUUUUUCAUGAAGCCUCCUCGCUUUAUAGAUCUCUGGCGCCCUCCUUCAUCAGCUGCAGUGGUAGCCUACUUCAACCCUACAACAAACCGUCUCCGUAGGUGUGUGUGCAUAGAUGACUUGUGCAAGAUACUAUUGAUAACUUAUUGUGUGUCGUAUACUGUUGACGUUUUUAUCCGUUUAUGUAUAAUUUUAUUUGACAACUCAGUCGUCAUAAGAUGUCAUGGUUAUUUAUAAACUGUCAAGAGUACUUCACUGUAAAAGCAAGAGAGGAAAAUAUAAGAAUGCUGAAGGUGUUAAUUGUACAUAGCAUUCAGACUAUAUUGUACAUUUACUGUAUAUAACUGCGGUAUUUGCAUGUUGUAAUAAUAACUAUUAUGAAACCAUUUUUAAAUAAUAACAAUACGUUUCUUCCUAAGUACGACCUUGUCAUGUAUUUGCUGGAAGAAGUCCGGUUCUUAAAAUGUAGAAACUUAUAAACAUGACGGGACUUCCUGUAUUAUUUUAACAGCAA